This is a messenger RNA of Dromiciops gliroides (monito del monte), 7303 nucleotides long. It is a transcript of the gene PDS5A, whose product is annotated as PDS5 cohesin associated factor A. Lineage: Eukaryota; Metazoa; Chordata; Mammalia; Microbiotheria; Microbiotheriidae. Bases 448 to 4653 code for a protein of 1401 amino acids. The record is from RefSeq and is a predicted model, not a curated record. The transcript is spliced from 34 exons. Gene Ontology annotation, biological process: mitotic sister chromatid cohesion; DNA repair. Gene Ontology annotation, cellular component: chromatin; nucleus.
GCUGACGGACGGCCUGACGGAGGCGGUGGCGGGCUCUCGCGCCGGGCCCUGACGCCCUCCUCCAUGCACACAUAGCGAGCGGCCUCGGCCGCGGCUGCUCUUCCUCGGACUGACGGAGAGCGGCAGUGUCUCCCCGCGCAGCGCGCGCUCCCUUGCCCGCUCGCUCUCCCUCCUCUCUUCGCCUCUCUUCCUCGCCUGGCUCGGCUCUCCCCCCGCGGAGGCCGAGGCUUCUCCUCCCCGGCCCCGCCGGCCCCAGCACCGCUCCGGGGAAGGCGGCGGCGACGACGGCGGCGGGACCCACGGAGCCGCUUUGUGUGCAGCCUGAAGACAAGGAGGCGGCGGCCUCGGCUCCACCUGCGGACAGCGACCCUAGAGCUCCAUGCGCCUCCCGCACGCAUGAGGACGAGAGGCCGGUAGAGGAGCGUGGAAGAAAAGUUGUCCCCCAGGAUGGACUUCCCCGCUGCACAGCCCAAGCCGCCCACGGCCCUCUGUGGCGUGGUGAGCUCCGACGGGAAAAUCGCCUACCCCCCGGGCGUGAAGGAGAUCACUGACAAGAUCACCAACGACGAGGUGGUCAAACGGCUCAAGAUGGUAGUAAAAACCUUUAUGGACAUGGAUCAGGACUCAGAAGAUGAAAAGCAGCAGUAUCUCCCUUUAGCCUUGCAUCUUGCAUCUGAAUUCUUCCUCAGGAAUCCCAACAAAGAUGUACGUCUUCUUGUAGCAUGUUGUUUGGCUGAUAUUUUCCGAAUCUAUGCUCCAGAAGCACCUUAUACUUCCCAUGACAAACUCAAGGACAUAUUUUUAUUCAUUACAAGACAGUUAAAAGGUUUGGAAGAUACUAAGAGUCCACAAUUUAAUAGAUAUUUUUACUUAUUAGAGAAUUUAGCUUGGGUUAAAUCCUAUAACAUCUGCUUUGAAUUGGAAGAUUGCAAUGAAAUUUUUAUUCAGCUUUUUAGAACUCUCUUCUCAGUAAUCAACAAUAGCCACAAUAAGAAGGUACAAAUGCACAUGUUGGAUUUGAUGAGUUCUAUCAUCAUGGAAGGUGAUGGUGUUACCCAAGAAUUAUUGGAUUCUAUUCUUAUUAACCUCAUUCCUGCACAUAAGAACUUAAAUAAACAAGCAUUUGAUCUUGCAAAAGUUUUACUGAAAAGAACAGUCCAGAUCAUUGAAGCAUCCAUUGCAAAUUUUUUCAACCAAGUUCUGGUGUUGGGAAGGUCUUCAGUAAGUGAUUUAUCAGAACAUGUAUUUGAUCUGAUACAGGAACUUUUUGCCAUAGAUCCUCAUUUAUUGCUCUCUGUUAUGCCACAACUUGAAUUCAAGCUAAAGAGCAAUGAUGGAGAAGAGCGUUUAGCUGUCGUUCGAUUGCUAGCUAAAUUGUUUGGUUCUAAAGAUUCUGAUUUGGCAACACAGAAUCGGCCUCUUUGGCAGUGCUUUCUUGGAAGAUUUAAUGACAUUCAUGUUCCAGUGAGGUUAGAAAGCGUGAAAUUUGCCAGUCACUGUUUAAUGAAUCACCCAGACUUAGCAAAGGACCUUACAGAAUACUUGAAGGUUAGGUCUCAUGAUCCAGAAGAAGCUAUUCGUCAUGACGUCAUUGUUACCAUAAUAACAGCUGGCAAAAGAGACCUUUCUUUAGUCAAUGAUCAGUUACUUGGCUUUGUGAGGGAAAGAACAUUGGACAAACGGUGGAGAGUUCGAAAAGAAGCUAUGAUGGGCCUUGCCCAACUUUAUAAGAAAUACUGUCUUCAUGCAGAAGCUGGAAGAGAAGCUGCUGAGAAAGUGAGCUGGAUAAAGGAUAAACUUUUGCACAUAUAUUAUCAAAAUAGCAUUGAUGACAAAUUGUUGGUAGAGAAAAUCUUUGCUCAGUAUCUUGUCCCUCACAAUCUUGAAACAGAAGAAAGAAUGAAAUGUUUAUAUUAUUUGUAUGCCAGCCUGGAUCCAAAUGCUGUAAAGGCACUCAAUGAAAUGUGGAAGUGCCAGAAUCUACUGAGGAGUCAUGUGCGAGAGUUACUGGAUUUGCACAAACAGCCGGCUUCAGAAGCUAACAGUUCUGCCAUGUUUGGAAAGCUGAUGACCAUAGCAAAGAAUUUGCCUGACCCUGGAAAAGCACAAGAUUUUGUGAAAAAGUUCAAUCAGGUCCUUGGUGAUGAUGAAAAACUUCGGUCUCAGUUAGAGUUAUUAAUCAGCCCUACAUGUUCAUGCAAACAGGCAGAUGUCUGUGUGAGAGAAAUAGCUCGGAAGCUUGCAAACCCCAAGCAGCCAACUAAUCCUUUCCUUGAGAUGGUCAAAUUUCUUUUGGAAAGAAUUGCACCUGUGCACAUUGACUCAGAAGCCAUCAGUGCACUAGUGAAGCUGAUGAACAAGUCAAUAGAGGGGACUGCUGAUGAUGAAGAGGAGGGUGUGAGUCCAGAUACAGCCAUUCGUGCAGGACUUGAACUACUUAAGGUUCUAUCUUUCACACAUCCUACCUCGUUUCACUCAGCAGAGACAUAUGAGUCCCUGUUGCAGUGCCUCAGAAUGGAAGAUGACAAAGUAGCAGAAGCCGCCAUACAGAUUUUUAGGAAUACAGGACACAAAAUAGAAACAGACCUUCCACAAAUAAGAUCCACCUUAAUUCCCAUUUUACAUCAAAAAGCCAAGAGAGGUACACCACACCAAGCAAAACAAGCUGUUCAUUGUAUCCAUGCCAUAUUCACAAAUAAAGAAGUACAACUUGCACAGAUUUUUGAGCCUCUCAGUAGAAGUCUGAAUGCUGAUGUUCCAGAGCAGCUUAUAACCCCCUUAGUUUCAUUGGGUCAUAUUUCCAUGUUAGCACCAGAUCAGUUUGCUUCCCCAAUGAAAUCGGUAGUAGCAAAUUUUAUUGUGAAAGAUCUUCUAAUGAAUGACAGGUCUACAGGUGAAAAGAAUGGAAAAUUAUGGUCUCCAGAUGAAGAAGUUUCCCCAGAAGUACUAGCCAAAGUUCAAGCAAUUAAGCUUCUGGUACGAUGGCUACUGGGGAUGAAAAACAACCAGUCUAAGUCUGCCAAUUCAACUCUUCGGUUAUUAUCAGCAAUGCUGGUUAGUGAGGGUGACCUGACAGAACAAAAGAGAAUCAGUAAAUCUGAUAUGUCUCGUUUGCGACUGGCUGCUGGUAGUGCCAUAAUGAAGCUUGCUCAGGAGCCUUGUUACCAUGAAAUUAUUACGCCAGAACAGUUCCAGCUCUGUGCACUUGUUAUUAAUGAUGAGUGCUACCAAGUGAGGCAGAUAUUUGCUCAAAAGCUGCACAAGGCUCUUGUGAAGUUACUGCUCCCAUUGGAGUACAUGGCAAUCUUUGCCUUGUGUGCCAAAGAUCCAGUGAAAGAGAGAAGAGCCCAUGCCCGACAGUGUUUGCUGAAGAACAUCAGCAUACGAAGGGAGUAUAUUAAACAGAAUCCCAUGGCUACUGAAAAGCUCUUAUCCCUGCUGCCUGAAUAUGUAGUUCCAUAUAUGAUUCACCUGUUGGCACAUGACCCAGAUUUUACAAAACCUCAAGAUGUUGAUCAACUUCGUGAUAUCAAAGAGUGCCUGUGGUUCAUGCUUGAAGUUUUAAUGACAAAGAAUGAAAAUAACAGCCACGCCUUUAUGAAGAAGAUGGCGGAAAACAUCAAGUUAACCAGAGAUGCCCAGUCGCCUGAUGAGCCGAAGACUAAUGAAAAACUUUACACAGUAUGUGAUGUUGCUCUUUGUGUUAUAAAUAGUAAAAGUGCUUUAUGCAAUGCAGACUCACCAAAGGACCCAGUCCUCCCAACCAAAUUUUUCACUCAACCUGAAAAGGAUUUCUGUAACGACAGGAGUUAUAUUUCUGAAGAGACAAGAGUUCUCCUUUUAACAGGAAAGCCCAAACCUGCUGGAGUACUAGGUGCUGUAAACAAGCCUUUAUCAGCAACAGGAAGGAAACCGUAUGUCAGAAGCACAGGAACAGAACCUGGAAGCAAUAUUAAUGUAAACUCAGAGCUGAACCCUUCGACAGGAAAUCGAUCAAGGGAGCCAAUUUCAGAAGCUUCAGAAACUGGAGUUAGUGAAAACGAAGAGAACCCUGUAAGAAUCAUCUCCGUCACCCCAGUGAAGACUGAGCCUGUAAAGAACAAGGAGAUUAACUCUGAUCAGGCUACUCAGGGCAACAUUAGCACUGACCGAGGAAAGAAGAGAACAGCAACCGCAUCUGGAGCAGAGAAUAUCCAACAGAAACCUGAAGAGAAGAAGGUAGAUGAGACAGGACCACCCGCCCCUCCCAAAGCCAGGCGAGGACGUCGGCCCAAGACUGAAUCUCAGGGCAGUGCAACCAAAAAUGAUGAAACAAAUAAAUCAGCUGGGAGGGGAAGAAAGAGGGCCGCAGUCGGUCAGGAGAGCCCAGGGGGGCUGGAGGCCAGCAACACCAAAGCCCCCAAACUACAAGAUGUAGCCAAAAAAGCAGCACCGGCAGAGAGGCAAAUUGAUUUACAAAGAAACCAAGUACUGGAAAGUGAUGGAGAUUCAUUUUGGGACAUAGAAUCAAGUCCAGGAAAUUCUCCCAGGGACCUGGAUCAUUUAAAAGUCUGUGAAAGCAGCCAGGAAGAUGCUGAGGAUACAGAACUAGCAAAGGGAGGCUUCAUUAAGGUAAAAAGAAACUCGGAAAGGGAGGAGAUGACGGCCAAAUAAAGACAGGCUCAAGCUUCUGCAAAAACUAGAAUUCAAAAUGUACCUGUACAGGAACUGAGAUGACUUCAAAACACCCAAUUUCUGCCUUGAAAACUGAAAAACUAUUACAUCCCUUUCAUAUGACACCAGUCCUUGAAUGGAAAUGUAAAACAAACUCUUGAGAGAGGCUAAAAGCAACUGUACUUAUUUUCCCUGAGACUUUUUUAUGAAAAGUCAAUAAUUAAGCAAAUUGCUUAACACUUGGUUCCAGUUCCUGCAUAUCUGGAGUAUAAAGUGCAUCACACCGUUCUUUUCCAUGCUGCAUUUUUUUAAAGAAAGUCACAGGAUGUCCUUACACUGACACAGAAAAUUCAUAAUUCUAGAGCCAGGAAUGCCCAUGUUACACAAGCAAAAUAGAAGCCUACUGAAUUAAUUUUAAGGAGAAAAAGAGAUCGGAACAAGUACUUCUUGGCUUUUCUUCUUGAAGACUUUUAUGUAUAAUUCUUUCCGCCUGCCUACUUUUCUGCAAAAAUAAGAUGUACAGAUUUCAUUUCCCUGCUAUGAAAAGUCAUGUGGUGGCAAUUUUAUAAAUGUUGCUUUCUGAUUUUUAUCAGAGUGAGAAAAUAAUUAAAAUUAUUGAUUUGCAAGUAACCAUUUCAUUUUUUAAUCCCCCCCACUUUAGUUUAAUAUAAUUUGCAAUAAAUGUACAUAUUGUUGUUUUAUAAAACAUAUCACUUUAAAAGGAUUUUACUCCAGUGGUUAUUAUGUUGGAAUAUUGGAAAUUUUAAAGGAGUAAAAAGGCAGUUCAGGAUUUGGUUUUAUAAUGUGCAUCACCAGAUUUUUAUUAUUGAUGUAAAAAAGUCAGUUUUUUAAAAUAGAUGGACUUUGGCAGCUUCAUAAGGAAAGUUGGAAAUGUUUAGAAUUGCACCCAAUUUUAAGCAUUGCGAUAAAUGAAAGAAUGUCUGUUUUGCAUUUUGUUUCCCAGUAUGAACUUUUUUUUUUUUAAUUUUAGAAGACUUGCACCAAUAUUGUUUCCUGGCAUUGCUCAGCGGGGAACAACUUUUAGUACACUUUGUGUACACAUGAUCAUAUUUAAGUUGGUUGCAUAAAAUAAAUGCUUCUAGGUGUCAUAUGAUAGUCCUUGCUUUUUAAUCUGUCAAUAUGUUUUCUCGCCUUAAAUGGAGUUUUCUUAUGUGCAGAGGCUAAAGGGAUUCAGAAUUGGAUGGCAUGAUUACAGUCAACUCUCUGUUAUUCGUGGUAAUGGAGGGGUAAGAAUGGUCAAUUCAAGAAGUACUUCAUUGAUUUGGCUCAAUUAUGUAUGUGUCUGAUGACCUGGAAAAACAUCAAACAAACAAAAAAAGCAUCGUCAAGAUCCAAGAAACUUUCUUGUAGAACUUCCCCUGCACAGAACUCUCCCUGUUUCUUACUAGAGGUUCAUCUCCUAAGCAAUCCGUCAAUAAACACUGAUUAAGCACCUACUUUGUGCCAGGCACCAUGCUAAUAAUCACUUAGCACAAGCCUCAACUGAACUUUUUCAGUGUAUUUGCACCGUGUGCCUAUACUUGGUUAGAGGCAGUAAUUAAAGCAAAAGAGUGAUGAUGAAUUGUUUCGACAAAGAAUUAUCACCUGCUUUACUCAAUCAUGUUAACCAAAAUGAAAGUAAUAUUUGUAGUACAAAAAUAUCUACACCCCCCCCCAGGAUAAUCCAGAGUUGGCUGUAUAUUAAUAAUGUAUAUGGAAAAUAUAGGUAAAUCAAUUGUUUAUAAGAUGGAGGUAUACUAAUAGUAGAAAAAUAUGAUUCUGGGAGCAUGUAAAAUUGGCCCUGCCACUUUUUAUUGUCUUCUCUUUUAUUGCCUUGUAAUACAAAUCAGAAAUGAAGUUCAGACUUGGUCACUAGAACCUGAGGGGCAAGAGGAAGAAACAAAAACUACGCAGAAAUAUAUGACAGUGACUUUAGGCAACCUAUGAAAAAUGGGCACCUCCUAGUCAGGGAGUUUUAAAGAUCCUCUUCAUGUUAGACAAGUUUAUUUAAGCACCCUCAAGCCUUUAAGGAGAGGACAAGAACCUUUUUGCCCAGGAACUCUUCCUCUGGGACUCAGCCCUCACUAUUAAAGACCAAAAAGCAACUGAUCCAGGGAACCAUGGCGAAUAUAGGGGAAAAGCAAGCAAGCAGAGAACUAGUAUAGAUAGAAUCAAAAGCACUGGCAGGACAUGCACCUGAUUUUAAUUAUGGCAUCCAAAUGGUUUGUACGAAGGGAAAUAAAAAGAAAUAGGAAGAUGAGAGGUUGAAUGGGAAAAUAUCUAUUGGAACAAAAAUUUGAGUUCUUUUUAAACAAUAAAAAUUUAAUUCCUCUUAAACUGUUGUUCACAUCUCAAAGUUAAACAAAAUGAAGGAAUCCAGAUUUGCAGUUGAGCUAAUGUUAACCCUUUGUGUCUAGUUUGAGGAUUCUUGUAAUUUGUCUAAUAAUACAACCAGAAUUUUAUACUCUUUGAUACAAAGCGUGUAUAGUAGUUUUACAUAUUCUUGUGCUGCACAUGGGCUGGAUUUUUAGAAUUUUCUUUUUAAGAAUGAAGCAGAACAUUGUAAUUUGUGUAAAUGCAGAGUGUAAUAUCUACCAUGAAACACUAAAAACAUGGAUUGUUUCGAAUAAAACCAAGAAAUGCAGCAUUA